Pseudogymnoascus verrucosus is the source of this 1227-nucleotide messenger RNA. RefSeq lists its product as uncharacterized. Bases 694 to 1227 code for a protein of 177 amino acids. The record is from RefSeq and is a predicted model, not a curated record. Lineage: Eukaryota; Fungi; Ascomycota; Leotiomycetes; Thelebolales; Thelebolaceae. The transcript has 3 exons.
CGACCAAACACCCCAGGCUCGCUCUUGCCUUACGUUCCCGCUGAUUAACUCUAACGUACAUCCCUUUCCCCCGCACUGACUGUCGUCACCUCCUCUCCCGUCCAAACUUAGACUCCUCCCUCGUAGCGCCGUGUUUCCUAGCCUCCAACUCGGCCAGUUUCCUCUCCAUAGUCAUCUUCUUCCCCACAAGUUGACCCCGCCUCUCAUUAAGCAGCGCCAACUGUUCUUCAGCGGUCACUUCGCGGUGCUUUUCAACUGCCUAGCAAGAAUAUCAGUAUUCGCCAUAUUAAGUGCACGCGGGAUGAUCAGAGUCGAGUCGGCCCUACCUCAGUUGCUUGCUUCUGCGUCUUCAGCCCAGCGCCAUACCAGGCCCCGGUCGCGGUGAUGGCUGCAACAGACCCGGUCAUCACAACUCGCCGAAUCGUCUGUCGAGACAUAUCCAAUAUUGUCGAUAUUGCUUCCCCUCACGACAAAGUAUUCGUUAUAUAUAAUCGUCGUCUUGAAAGUGCUCCCGUGAUAGAUAGUCACGUGGAUCGGUCGUCAGAAUUAGGAGUUAAACUACUUUGUGGCCUUAAUAAUAAGGUACCAAAGGUUGUUCCCGGGAACGUCGAGAAUCUUGAAGCUUAAGCACCCGAUCCAAGAUCAACUGAGCUCAAAGCCGCACAGCUACUGGGUCCUCUUCACAACUCUACAAUGGGAAGUUCACCAUCAAAACCUGCGUCGCAGGCGCCAUCUCACGUUUGGCAAAGCGAAACUCCCGUCCGCUUCUCCCAAGAGCUCGUCGACUCUCUCCAGAGUAGCACCGAGACCGACUCCACCCGCGCCAACACCCUCGAGCUGCACGUCCAAGCCCGCGUAGCCGAAGAGCUCAAGCGCCUCCAAGCCCGCGAGUCCUCGACCCUCGCGGCCCUUCUCGAAGCCGAGAAGAACGAGACCGCGCCCGAUGCAGCGACCUCGGCCGAAUCGAGCGCGGGUGACACCCUUCGUGGCCUAGGGCGCGAGUCGGUGGCGAAGGAUGUAGCGAAACUAAGGGAGAGGCUGGAGCAGCGCAAGAAGAUGCGUGAGGUGGGGGAGCUGGAUGAGGAGGUUGAUAGGGCGAGGGGGGAGGUGGUGAAGUGCUUGAGGGGGAAUGAUACGAGGCCGCUGGAUUGCUGGAGGGAGGUGAAGGCGUUUAGGGAGGGGGUAGCGAGGCUGGAGGGGGGGUGGGUGGAGAAGGUUGUUAGAUAG